Camelina sativa (false flax) is the source of this 981-nucleotide messenger RNA. NCBI's taxonomy places the organism in Eukaryota, Viridiplantae, Streptophyta, Magnoliopsida, Brassicales, Brassicaceae. The record is from RefSeq and is a predicted model, not a curated record.
AUGGCUCAUCUUCAACCUCCUAACAUCAUCGAGACCACUCACAUCUCUCCCCAAAAGGCACCGUUCCAUCAACCACUCUUCCUCAAGUCCACUGGAACAGCUGAUUUCAAUGAUUUGAAAGCCGAUUCUGCUAAAGAUAUCAGAGUGUUGCAUGGCGUCAUGCCAAAGCUACCUCCUCCUCACGACUCCCCCGAAGGAAUUCUGAUGCGGCCAACAAGCGUGAUGCAAGUCACCAUCUUCCCUGGAGCCGGAAUCUGUAUAGGCAACUCAGUUACUCAUGUUGUAGCAGAUGGAGUCACCUUCACUGAUUUCAUGAAGUAUUGGAUGACAUUGACCAAAUCAAAGGGCAAAUAUCCAGCUGCCACGCUUCUUCUACCCUCUCCGCCUGAUCACAGCUGCAGAAACAUUAUCAAGGACCCAGGCGAGGUAGCUAAAGGACACUUUGGAGAGACGCUUACUGAAGCCAGUGGAAAGGAUGGACACAAAGACGAAGUCUUUCACUUGAUGAUUAAUGUGGAUUGCAGGAAUCGUCUCAAGUAUGCAGAAGCAGAACCAAUACCGCAAACAUACUUUCUCAACUGCAUGGCUCCAGGUAUCGUAUCAGUCAAGAAACGAGAUUUGCUAGGACACAAAGGCGUUUUGGCUGCUUCGGAUGCACUAACAGCGAGAAUCAGGGAUAUGCUAUCAAAUGAUCUGUUGAAAACAGCCCCAAGUUGGGGACAAGGAGUACGCAAAUGGGCAAUGUCCCGUUUUCAAACAUCAGUAGCAGGAGCUCCAAAACUGAGAAUGUAUGAUAUGGAUUUUGGGUCAGGAAAGCCCUGCAAAAUGGAUAUAGCAAACAUAGAAACAGGAGGUUCAAUUGCAUUGGCAGAGUCCAGAGACGGCAGUAAUGGAAAUGAGAUUGGAAUAGCAUUGGAGAAGAAAACAAUGGAUGCCUUUGCUAUGAUUCUACAAGAGGGGAUCAAGAAAUUUAAAACAUAG